Lepus europaeus (European hare) is the source of this 4365-nucleotide messenger RNA. RefSeq names its product protein phosphatase 2 scaffold subunit Abeta (gene PPP2R1B). The record is from RefSeq and is a predicted model, not a curated record. Gene Ontology annotation, cellular component: cytoplasm; protein phosphatase type 2A complex. Gene Ontology annotation, biological process: protein dephosphorylation. Bases 18 to 1823 code for a protein of 601 amino acids. NCBI's taxonomy places the organism in Eukaryota, Metazoa, Chordata, Mammalia, Lagomorpha, Leporidae. The transcript has 15 exons. Gene Ontology annotation, molecular function: protein phosphatase regulator activity; protein binding.
UCCGGAGGAGAAAGAACAUGGCGGGCGCGGCGGGGCCCGGGACCGGCCCGGGGGCUGCGGGCGGAGAUGGAGACGAUUCGCUCUAUCCGAUCGCGGUUUUAAUCGACGAACUCCGCAACGAGGACGUGCAGCUCCGUCUCAACAGUAUUAAGAAGUUAUCAACAAUUGCUCUAGCACUUGGAGUAGAAAGGACAAGAACCGAACUGCUGCCAUUCCUUACAGAUACAAUUUAUGAUGAAGACGAGGUACUGUUAGCUCUUGCUGAGCAGUUGGGAAAUUUCACUGGCCUGGUGGGAGGUCCAGACUUUGCGCACUGUCUGCUGCCUCCGUUGGAAAGUCUGGCAACUGUGGAAGAGACUGUUGUGCGUGACAAGGCUGUGGAGUCCCUGAGGCAGAUCUCCCAAGAGCAUACUCCAGUUGCUCUGGAAGCUCAUUUUGUUCCUCUGGUGAAACGCCUAGCAAGCGGGGAUUGGUUCACCUCUCGCACGUCUGCAUGUGGUUUGUUCAGCGUUUGCUAUCCCAGGGCUUCACAUGCUAUCAAGGCAGAGAUUAGACAGCAUUUCCGUUCCUUGUGCUCAGAUGACACCCCAAUGGUACGACGUGCUGCUGCUUCCAAAUUGGGUGAAUUUGCGAAGGUUUUGGAAUUAGACAGUGUGAAAAGUGAAAUUGUUCCAUUGUUUACUACUCUAGCUUCAGAUGAACAGGAUUCCGUGCGCCUCCUCGCUGUGGAAGCUUGUGUCAGUAUUGCCCAAUUACUAUCUCAGGAUGACCUUGAGUCCAUGGUGAUGCCUACGCUUCGACAAGCAGCAGAAGAUAAAUCUUGGCGUGUUCGUUAUAUGGUAGCUGACAAAUUUUCAGAGCUCCAGAAAGCUGUGGGUCCAAAAAUCACCCUACACGACCUCAUCCCCGCCUUUCAGAACCUGCUUAAAGACUGUGAAGCUGAAGUCCGAGCAGCUGCUGCCCACAAAGUAAAAGAACUUUGUGAGAACUUGCCCAUUGAAAGUAGAGAGACCAUAAUUAUGAAUCAAAUUCUGCCCUACAUAAAGGAACUAGUAUCUGAUAGCAAUCAGCAUGUCAAAUCGGCUCUAGCUUCUGUAAUUAUGGGAUUGUCUACCAUUUUGGGCAAAGAAAAUACCAUUGAACAUCUUCUACCUCUUUUUUUAGCUCAGUUAAAGGAUGAGUGUCCUGAAGUUCGUCUGAAUAUUAUCUCUAAUUUGGAUUGUGUAAAUGAAGUGAUUGGAAUCCGUCAGCUCUCACAGUCUCUCCUUCCUGCCAUAGUGGAACUGGCUGAAGAUGCCAAGUGGAGGGUCCGGCUGGCCAUCAUUGAGUAUAUGCCGCUGUUGGCUGGCCAGCUGGGUGUGGAAUUUUUUGAUGAAAAGCUGAAUUCUUUGUGUAUGGCCUGGCUUGUGGACCAUGUGUAUGCCAUCCGGGAAGCUGCCACCAACAACCUCAUGAAACUAGUUCAGAAAUUUGGCACAGAGUGGGCCCAAAAUACCAUCGUUCCCAAAGUAUUAGUAAUGGCAAAUGAUCCUAAUUACUUGCAUAGAAUGACAACACUAUUCUGCAUUAAUGCACUGUCUGAAGCCUGUGGUCAGGAAAUAACUACUAAGCAAAUGCUGCCCAUUGUAUUAAAAAUGGCAGGAGACCAAGUAGCAAAUGUCCGAUUCAAUGUGGCCAAAUCUCUACAAAAAAUUGGACCAAUUCUAGAUACUGCUGCUUUGCAGGGGGAAGUUAAGCCAGUACUACAGAAGUUAGGUCAAGAUGAAGACAUGGAUGUCAAGUACUUUGCACAGGAAGCUAUAAGUGUUCUUGCGUUGGCAUAAUGAGGAACAGGAGGGAAAAGCCUUUACUCAGUUCUUAUUACAGAUUACUAGUCAAUGUGUUCUUAAGCUGGGUGGAGAAAAAAAAUGGAAAUCCUUCAAGAUCUCAUCCAAGCACAUGGCAACAACUUAGAAGAAAUUCAGUGACUUGAUUGUUUCUAAAGAUGAAGUGGGAUUGUUUUUUAUUCGUCUUCCUUGUUGGGAUCCGUAUUUAAGCUGUUCUUCUGGACCAGUUCCUGACAGUGCAGUCAUCUCUUGAUUUCUCCUGAGCAUCUGGGCUUCUCCAUCUUCGCUGAUUAAUCAGGCCCUGACCACUUAAUAACCCAAAGCCCGAUGGGUUAGACCCAGUCAUGGAGUGGAGCAAUUCUCUUGGUGUUUACAUUUAUCUGUGUGUCUCUCUGUCAUUCCAAAGUUAAACACGCAUGGUUUAGAAUAACUUAUUCUAUGGACUCUAUUUGGGAGACAUACUGAGAUUUGACUGUAGUGAAAGCCAUGUUUUCCUGGAUUACGUUGGUGUGCUUCAGUGUCUCAUGUGAAGGGGGAAUGUAGAAGCUCAGGGUGAACGUAUUGCUAGUUUUGUUUUUUAUUUGCUCGGUUUUGACUGUAAUCAUGUCACUCAGAAGCCUGAAAUGUGGAUGUAUCUUUUUGCUAACUUGUGAUGGUGAAACCUAAGUGAAUUUCAGCAGCUCACCACGGUGACUGCACUCAGAAAUCCUCAUGCCUUCUGUCUCUCCUGAGAAACCUCCACUUUAGUGUCCCCUAAUAAGUGGCAAUUCUGUUUCAUGGUAAGAUUGCCGUUUUGUAUUUUAAAUGAGCCUAGCAGCCGGCCAGUGGUGUAAUUGUGUGGAUUUCCUUGCCUGGCUCUGCUUUCAGCAGUGUGAAGAUCUCGUCCUUGCCGUGCUGCACAGAAGCUUUUCAGACUGUUUCCCUGCUAAUGUGUUGUUACGGGGCACACUGGGAUCUUGCCGUUUUGAAAUGUUUCUCUGCUUUUACAGUAAAACCUCAUGAAUGUGUCCUGGAAUUUAAAAUAAUGGGUAAGCCGAAAGGUUUGCUGAGGCAAAAUAAUGGUCUGUAGGGAAGGCUGUUGGAACCAAGGGAGCUGUCGGGAGGCUCGCAUGAAAAAGCCCGUGGCACCUCAGCACCUCUGCGAGGGCCCUGAGUGACCGCAGCUUUCUGUGGGGCACAGUUUACACCUGUCCUUGAGACAUAGACAUGUGUAUUGUAUGGAGAAAUCUAAGUAUUUCUUCUUGUAAAUUGAUUUAUACUUUUCAUGUAAUCAAACUCCCAUUACCGCUAAUGAAUUUUAGUUAAGGAGGUUUUACUGCAGCUUGUUUUCUCUCAGUGCAUCGUAAUGCGCAGCUUGCUUGUGUUCAUUUUGGUUUUUGCAUCGUUGAUUUCGUUCACAACCUCUUUUAUAUCUAGUGAACCUUGCUUUGAAGACCCAGAGACACCUAUACAACUUUGUACGUGAAGCAGUUAAUGUAAAACCAGGUUUGACUAAAUUUUUCCAAGUUUGCCUUGCCUUAGAAAAAUAGAACAGGGAUAAUUUUUUUGAGACAAACACUCAAGGAGAGAGCGCCCAUCUGCUGGUCACUCCCCAGAUACCUGAAGCUGCUGGGGUUGGGCCAGGCUGACGCUGGGCACUUACUCCUGGUCUCCCGUGUUGGACGACAGGAACCCAAUUACUUGAGCUAUCACCACUGCCUCUCAGGGUCCAUCCAGCCAGAAGCUGGGGUUGGCAGCUCGAGCUGGGCAUGAAACCCGGGUACUCUGCUCUGGGAUGCAGGCGUCCUGAUCUGCUCUCAGCCACUAGGCUGCAUGCCUACCCCAGGACAGGAACUGGGAAUCAGAAAUGACCUGCCUGCAUUUUAAACUGCCAGAUUACCUUUUAUGUAGUGAGUUUCCCUUUUAUGACUUUUUGGGCUAAGGGUAAAACAUUUUCAUAAGCAAAACUCUUUUCUCAUGUUAAUACCUUAAACUAUUAUGCUGUAACACUUUCUUUUUAGUUUCAUGGCUUUUAUUAUUUUUACUACCUGUGGAUUAUAUUCUUCUUUCUUGAAUUUCGUGUUUGAGAGACUGGUGUCUUGAUUCUUGACAUGAAUGUUCACUGGAAUAAUUACUGUCCCUGGUUAAAAUGCCAUUGGUGUGCAGAUAGACUUUGAAGACACCUUUGUGUACUGCACUUGGCAGCCCUAGGCAUUGCCUUUUAUUGUUAAAGGGAGAAAUGUGAGCCCUUGCCUUCUCCAGCACGGGCCAUGGAGCUCUCUCAGCAGUGCCUCUGUUCUUGGGGGUGACCCUUUAGGGACCCCAUUGUUUCCUUCUGACUGAAGCAAUAGGGAAUUCUUUUUGUUACUCUUCGGAGGAGUUGUUCUUUGGCUCACAGCCAUUUUCUCCAUGGAUUAGUGUUCCUGUCUUGCUUUUAUGAGACUAGGAGCUCUGUGAGGGUGGGGAUCUGGGUCUGUUUUGUUGUCUGCUGUAUCACCAGCACUGGGAUCCAUGCCUGGGGUACAUAAUAGGUGCUCAAUAAAAUUGGUCAGUGAAUGCA